CAUCAGGGGCAAAGGGUAGGGUGUGUGCAAAAAAGCCAGGGAAAAGUAGCCUGGGUUCCAGGCGGACCCCCACACCGCCCAGCUAGGGGGGGCCUACUGUGGGUCCGGUGGAACACAGCUAGGCUUUUCUCCUUAUGGCGGGGGGGGGGGGGCGCGGGAGGUAUGUUCCGGUUCCCAGACGGGUAGGGACAAGAGGCUGGACAUCUGGGUUCCCAGAUGGCCAGGGGCUGGCUUCUGGACCCCUCAGGAACACCGGGGACUCACGGCCUGGUCGUCCAAGGUGCUAGGGGCCAGAAAGUGGUACCCCAUGAACCACCCAGGUCAGAAAGGAGAGGUAGGAGGUGGGGGCCAGGCCCUUAACAAGGCUGGCGGUAACGGACGGGGAAAAUGCCGUUGCCGCCAGUGAGCAAAAUGGCGCCAGGCCCCUCGGGAGGGGCGGAGGGUGACGCCGGUCAUCUGGGGCAGGGGGACGUGGUCUCUGCACAUAGCAACUGUAGUGGGGACACCCGGGGCUGUGAAAGCAGGCUGGGGGAGGAUGGGACCCCACCUGCACCCCCAGAUGCCUCACAGACUCCCAGGCUGGGAGCAAGCUAAGGGCGUGGACUGUGGGGCCCAGAAAGGCUCUAAGACCCCCCAAACCUGAGGAAGUUCCUCACUAGGGGCUGCCAGCCCUGGAGCAGGAAACCAGGGGGGCAUUUCAGCACCCGAGUCCUUCCCAGCUCUUGCCAUCCCAGGGUCUGGACUUCGGGCCCCCUUGGACGCCUGGGCAUCUGGCCCUGCCCUGUCCUGCCUCUCUCUCUGCCCGCUUCCUCAGCACCUGCCACCCCCCACAUCCGUUCCCCUUUCUAACCUGGGGACCUUAGGGGAGGCGGACAAUGUGGGAGCUCUGCUCUCCAGACCCUGAAGCCUAGGAUGGCAGGCGGGAGUAGGGAGGGCUGAGAUUAUAAGAAAGUCCUCAGAAAUCCAAGUACAGGGUUCUCCCACCAUGAAUUCUAAGGGGGACUCGUGCACCAGCUUUCUUAACCCCGCUUUUCAGCUCCAGAGUGACCUAGGCUUCUAGUCCCCGGGUGUCCCCCCUCUGGUUCCUCAGCAUACUUCUCUGGGCUUGGCACCUGGGUGGGAAAGGGUUAAGGCAGGGUGGAGGCUGGGGGUGGGUGGCAGUGGAGGCCGCUGGGUUGUUUGGCGAUAAUCCCCCUCCGUGCCCUGGGUGUGGAGAACAAGGUUAGGGCCCCACGUGGGAAAGGGCCUCUGCUCUGAUCCUCGUGGGCUGGGGGCCUGGCCUCCCGCUUCUGAUCCCCUGCCGAGCUCCUCCCCCAGCCCCCUCCCCUCCCUUCUUCUCUCCCCCCCCCCCCCCCAUGGGCCAGGCAAGCCAGGCUGUCUGCUCUCUGCUCUCCUCCUGCUCCCUGGGUGUCUCCGAGCCUCAAGGUACUUGCUCUGCUAGGACCAUGCCCGUGACCUUUGCCCUCUUGCUCCUCCUGAGCCAGGCCACCGCAGACCCGUGUUACCAUCCAGGUGGCCGUCCCCGCUUCUGCCUCCCACCGGUGACCCAGCUGGCCGGCCUGGCGGCCUCCUGUCCCCAGGCCUGUGCCCUCUCCCUGGGGGCGGACCUCAGCCCCCGGGCCACCUGCAACGGGAGUCUGACCCUGGCCCUGGGUGGUCCCUUCCUCCUGACGUCCGUCAGCCUACGCUUCUGCACGCCAGGAUCCCCGGCCCUGGUCCUGUCUGCUGCCUGGGCCACCGGAGGCCCCUGGAGAUCACUGUGGCGCAGACCCGCCUGGCCUGGGGCCUUGGGGGGGCCCGAGAAGGUGACCUUCCGAGCCCCGCCGGGCCCUAAGUCCAGCGUGGUGGUCAGUCACCUCCGCGUGGAGUUCAGGGGCCGGGCGGGGCUGGCGGCAGGUGGCGUUCGAGGCCGCUGCCAGUGCCACGGCCACGCUGCCCGCUGCGCUGCCCGCACCCGGCCGCCCCGCUGCCGCUGCCGCCACCACACCACCGGCCCAGGCUGCGAGAGCUGCCGCCCGUCCCAUCGAGACUGGCCCUGGCGGCCCGCCACGCCCCAGCACCCCCACCCCUGCCUGCCCUGUUCCUGCAACCAGCACGCCCGACGCUGCAGGUUCAACUCGGAGCUGUUCAGGCUGUCUGGCGGCCGGAGCGGGGGCGUCUGUGAGCGGUGCCGCCACCACACGGCUGGGCGCCACUGUCACUACUGCCGCCCGGGGUUCUGGAGGGACCCCGGCCAGCCUAUCACCAGCCGCAAGGCCUGCAGGGCCUGCCAGUGUCACCCUAUUGGGGCGACGGGUGGCAUCUGCAACCAGACCAGCGGGCAGUGCUCCUGCAAGUUAGGGGUCACCGGCCUGACGUGCAACCGCUGUGGUCCUGGCUACCAGCAGAGCCGCUCUCCCAGGAUGCCCUGCCAGCGAAUUCCAGAGGCGACGACCCCCCUUGCUCCUACCCCUAGCGCUUAUAGCUCCGACCCUCACUGUCAAAACUACUGCAAUGUCUCGGACACCAGGGUAUACAUGAGCCUUUGGAGGUAUUGCCAGCAGGACUACGUUCUCCGCGCCCAGGUCCUGGCGUCAGAGGCGGCGGGCCCGGUGUGGCAGCGGCUGGCCGUGCGCGUGCUGGCCGUGUACAAGCAGCGGGCGCGGCCCGUGCGUCGCGGUGGCCAGGACGCCUGGGUCCCCCGCGCCGACCUGGCCUGCGGCUGCUUGCGCCUGCGGCCCGACACCGACUACCUGCUGCUGGGCAGCGCGGCCGGCGGCCCCGACCCCGCGCGCCUGGUCCUCGACCGCCACGGCGUCGCGCUGCCCUGGAGGCCACGCUGGGCCCGGCCUCUGCGGCGGCUGCAGCUGCAGGAGCGCGCCGGGGGCUGCCGCGGCCUGCGACCCCCCCACCUCGAGCCCGGGGCCCGAGCCCUAGAGCCCCACCUGCUCGGCCUCCGCAGACGACGACGACGACGACGACGGAACUUGGGAGCGACCGCGAGCUGAACCUUCUACUUCGACGGCGCGUCCCUCAGCGAGCCAAUCAGGCGCCGUGGAGCCGCUGACGUCACUGGCACGCGCCAGGCUGGAGGGACCCCUCAGCGCAGGCGGCAGGCCGGGAGCCCGGCUUUUGGCCUCUUGCGAGGACAUUUGGCCUGUGAUCUGGGCAGCCAGUCCCCUAAAUAAAGUCUCAACUCUUGGGGA
Leopardus geoffroyi (Geoffroy's cat) is the source of this 3185-nucleotide messenger RNA. RefSeq names its product netrin 5 (gene NTN5). Gene Ontology annotation, molecular function: protein binding. NCBI's taxonomy places the organism in Eukaryota, Metazoa, Chordata, Mammalia, Carnivora, Felidae. Bases 1356 to 2987 code for a protein of 543 amino acids. The transcript is spliced from 7 exons. The record is from RefSeq and is a predicted model, not a curated record.